This is a messenger RNA of Solanum stenotomum, 1566 nucleotides long. RefSeq names its product gallate 1-beta-glucosyltransferase 84A24-like. NCBI's taxonomy places the organism in Eukaryota, Viridiplantae, Streptophyta, Magnoliopsida, Solanales, Solanaceae. The transcript has a single exon. Gene Ontology annotation, molecular function: UDP-glycosyltransferase activity. Bases 110 to 1564 code for a protein of 484 amino acids. The record is from RefSeq and is a predicted model, not a curated record.
UUUACUUUGCUACUUAUACUAAUAAGAAAAGACUACACCACUCCCUAAAUAUUCUUUUCUAUAGCUGCUACUUUUCAUUGUAGCUAAGCAAUAAUCACACUAGAGAAAAAUGGGAUCUCAAGGUACAAUCGAUUCAUUCAUUCAUGUUUUUCUCAUAUCAUUUCCUGGUCAAGGACAUGUCAAUCCAUUACUUCGACUUGGCAAACGCCUCGCCUCGAAAGGUGUUCUGGUCACCUUUUGCGCACCUGAAUGUGUAGGCAAGGACAUGAGAGAAGCCAACAAGAACAUAAUUAGUGAUGAGCCAUCUCCUUAUGGGGAUGGUUCCAUUAGAUUUGAGUUUUUCAAUGGAUGGGAGUACACUCAGCCUAAAGAGAAUCGCCAGCUUGAAAUAGAGCUGGCGAAUCUUGAAUCUUUAGGCAGGGAACUACUCCCUGAAAUGAUAAAACGGAACAAAGCCAAUGGACGUCCUGUUUCAUGUCUAAUCAACAAUCCAUUUCUUCCAUGGGUAUGUGAUGUAGCUAAAAGUCUUGAUAUACCUUGUGCUGUCCUUUGGGUACAAUCUUGUGCUAGUUUUUCUGCUUAUUAUCACUGUCAUUUCAAUCUUGCAAAUUUCCCAAAUGAAUCAAAUCCAAACAUUGAUGUUCACUUACCUAACAUGCCAAAUCUCAAAUGGGAUGAACUUCCUAGUUUCUUGCUCCCAUCUAAUCCAUUUCCUGUCUUAGCAAAUGUUGUUUCGCGACAAUUCAAUUACCUAUCUAACCCCAUUCGUAUUUUCAUCGAGUCAUUUGAAGAGCUUGAAAAAGAUAUAGUGAACUACAUGUCCAAUUUUUUUCCUAUGAAGACCGUUGGUCCAUUACUAGUCGAUGAAGAUUCAAAAAUCGGAGAAAAUAUUCGUGCUGACUUAGUGAAGGCUGAUAGUUCCAUCACUCAAUGGCUCAAUUCCAAGCCACCAUCUUCAGUUGUUUACAUUUCUUUUGGGAGUAUUGUUGUUCCGAGCCAGGAACAAGUCGAUGAAAUUGCCUAUGGGUUGUUGAAUUCGGGGUUAAAUUUCCUGUGGAUCAUGAAGCCACCCCGAAAAAACUCGUCCUUCCUCUCAGUGGUAUUGCCACAAGGCUAUUUGGACAAAAUUGGGGAUAAAGGAAAAAUUGUGGAAUGGUGUUUGCAAGAAGAGGUUUUAGCACAUCCGUCUUUAGCCUGUUUCCUGACUCAUUGUGGAUGGAAUUCGUCAAUGGAGGCCAUCGUGAAUGGCGUCCCUAUCGUAGCAUUUCCACAAUGGGGUGAUCAAGUCACGAAUGCUAAGUACUUAGUGGAUGAAUUUAAAAUAGGGAUAAGACUUUCUAGAGGUGUGACAGAGAAUAGGAUUAUUCCUCGAUACGAAGUUGAACAAUCUUUGCGCGAGGUAUCCAGUGGUCCUAAGUCCGCGGAGAUGAAAUCAAAUGCAUUGAAUUGGAAGAAGAAAGCAGCUGAGGCAGUGGCGGAAGGUGGUUCCUCCGAUCAGAAUUUGCAGUCUUUUAUUGAUGAGCUUAGGACACUACAAAGCAGGAAAAAGGAGAAAAAUUCAUAAAU